AUGAUCUUAAGUUUUAAUGUUUGGUUUAAACGGUAUUCGUUGCUUGUAUGGGUCAUAUUCAUAUGUUCGUUAACGUUGUAUGUCAAAUCAAAACUGAAUGCAAACGAUAAAAGUUCAGUUGAAGGCUUUUUCUGGGUAUUUUCCGAUGCACAUGUUGAUAUUCAUUAUCGAAAUGAUGGUGAUCCUGUUACUCAUUGUCGGAAUGUGUCAUUGACAAAUAAGACUAGGAUAAUUCGCAAAUUUGGACAUUUUGACUGUGAUGCGCCACGUGAAUUACUGACAUCAGCAUUUACUGCAGCGAUAAACAUUGAUUCCAAGGUAGAUUUCGUCAUUUGGCUCGGAGAUUCAACAAGCCAUCGAUCAGCGGGUGGAGAUACGCUUAUACCAGUUUUUGAGAAUCUUUCCCAACAAUUACGAAAUUUUUUUCCCAAAACUCUAAUUCUUCCAGUAUUAGGCAAUCAUGACAUUGUAUUAACAGCGAAUCGUUCCACACGUUUCAGAGAUUUUUAUAACCAAACACAAAUGAAUUUACUCUUAACUGAUACCGAUGCUCGUCGAACAUUUCUCAAAGGUGGUUACUAUUCAAUUCGUUUUCAAACACUAAGAAAUAACAAACAAGUCAUGUUGCGAUUUGUUGUUUUGAACACAGGUAUGUUUCAACCGUAUAUUCUCGACUUUUUCAACACAAAAGAUGCGAUAGAACAAAUCGAAUGGUUCAACAGAACGAUGUCCGAAGCUUUUGAACUUCAUGAUCGCGUAUUACUUCUAUCUCAUUUACCUUUUGGUAUCAACGAAGAUUUGUUAUACAAAUUUUAUAAUCUCAGAUAUGAGGAACAACUUCUUACGAUUAUAAAUCGCUAUUCAUCGAUAAUCAUCAUGUGCUUGAGUGGUCACCGUCACUUCGACAUUCUACGUGUUUAUUCAUCGGGAAAUAUCACUAUGGGUAUUCUUAACCAUGCAGCUAUUAGUCCAGUUGGUUAUCUAACCCAACCCUCGAUUCGGAAAUAUUCUUAUGAUAAACAAAGAUUAGUUUUAACUGAUUAUGAACAGUACAGUUUGAAUGUUCUCGAAGCUGAGCGAACGCAAAACGAUCAUUGGUCGUUAACAUACCGUUUCUCUUCGUGGUAUUAUCAACGAAAAGAAAUUACCUCCGAGAGUUUAUUUCAUCUCGUUCAAUUGAUACGUAGAGAAUCGUUCUACUUGAAACGAUUUUUGUUAAACAAACAUCAUAGUGGGAAACGUCUGAUUAAGAAUCACGAUAUAAUUCAUUCGUUAUGUGCAUUAACGUUAUUUAAUUUCGAUGAAUUUAUUCUGUGUUCGAGAAUCUUGAAGAAUAGAAAUUAUUCCUACGAUAAUCUCAUUGGAAAUCAUUCGUUAGAUAUUAAUGUUCAUGAAAAUGAACAAUGGAGAGAAUAUCGAAUGGUUUAUCUUCGUGUUCUACUUGGUGUGUUUAUAUUCCUAUUGAAGUGUUGUUGUCAUAGAGAUAAAACCGAAUUCUUCCAAGUUCAACAAACAAUUCUAUUCCCUUAUCUGAUCGACAGAAUGGAAUUAACAACGACGUCUCUACCAUUUCUGCACAGCGAACCAUAG
Messenger RNA from Adineta ricciae, 1590 nucleotides. The record is from the annotation of a GenBank genome assembly. NCBI's taxonomy places the organism in Eukaryota, Metazoa, Rotifera, Eurotatoria, Adinetida, Adinetidae.